Messenger RNA from Acanthocheilonema viteae, 585 nucleotides. Lineage: Eukaryota; Metazoa; Nematoda; Chromadorea; Rhabditida; Onchocercidae. The record is from the annotation of a GenBank genome assembly.
AUGUUACCUUUCUUACGAUUCUCCUGGACAAUACAAUCCAUACUGUUUGUUAUUAGUGCACCAUAUAGCCAGUACAGACAACAUGUUAUUAAUGCCUCUGUUGAACAGGUUUGUAUCUUACUGCAUUGGUCAUGGGUUACCUUUCAACUCUGGCUUCUUCCGACAGGAUCAAUAAGAAUUAUAUAUUUUGCAAUUAGUCAAUUAGGCGCUGGAUUUUUUCUCGCUCAUGUCGUUACUUACAGUCACAAUUCUGUUACCAAAUUUCCGUAUCAAAGUCGUUUAUUGAAUAAUUUCCCAUGUCUUCAUUUACUGACAACUCGAAAUAUGUUACCAUCACCGAUUGUUGAUUGGUUUUGGGGUGGCCUCAAUUAUCAGAUUGAGCACCAUCUAUUUCCUACAGUACCUCGUGCGAAUUUACCGCGAGUAUCAAUAAAGGUCAAGAAGUAUUGCGAAAUGAACGAUCUCCCAUAUUUAGCAGAUAAUUACUGGACAGGAUACAAAUUAAUUUUACAUCAGCUCAGAAGUAUUGCCAAAUCGGUAAGCAAGAUUACAUGCCCCUAUAGCGAAAAUUUAUGUGAUGGUUAA